This is a messenger RNA of Juglans microcarpa x Juglans regia, 760 nucleotides long. RefSeq names its product uclacyanin 1. The coding region runs from base 56 to 760 and encodes 234 amino acids. Gene Ontology annotation, molecular function: electron transfer activity. Lineage: Eukaryota; Viridiplantae; Streptophyta; Magnoliopsida; Fagales; Juglandaceae. The transcript is spliced from 2 exons. The record is from RefSeq and is a predicted model, not a curated record. Gene Ontology annotation, cellular component: plasma membrane.
UUCUUUCACUCUGCGUUCCACCAUUCCUCUCCAAUUUCUGCUUAUUACCCAGAAAAUGGCAAUGCUACGAACAUUGAUGAGCUUGGCUAUUUCAGGCAUGCUCAUCAAAUUAGCCAUGGCAGCAAGUUACACAGUCGGAGGCCUAAACGGUGGGUGGGAUACAACCACCAACCUGCAAACAUGGGCAUCAUCCCAAUCAUUUGUAGUUGGAGAUAACCUAAUUUUUCAGUAUGCACCAAACCAUGAUGUGGUUGAGGUUUCGAAGGCGGACUAUGACUCCUGCCAGGCAAAUAACCCAAUUCAGUCCUACAAUGGUGGCACCACAACCAUCCCACUUUCUUCUCCAGGCAGUAGAUACUUCGUCUGUGGAACAUUGGGACAUUGCAGCCAAGGAAUGAAGGUGGAAAUAGACACUCUUGCAGCAUCAGCUCCAACAACCGCAUCUCCUCCAGCAAUCCCACCGGCUUCCUCGGUGACUCUGGUUCCUACUCCAGCUCCAGAAAGUUCUACUUCCUCACCAGCACCAGUACCAGCACCAGAAUCAACUUCCCCGCAGCUGCUCACUCCAUCACCAUCUGACUCACCUUUGGGUAGUCCUGCAUCAUCCUCUAUUAUUCCUUCAACUGAAUCCACUCGAACCUCUUCAAGUGGAUCUUCAACUGAACCACCUCCCCCAUCAGCAGCUCACAAAGAUAGUUUCCUUGUCAUCAUGACAAUGGGGUUAAGCCUUUUUGUAAUGAUGAUGCUUCAGGCAUACUAA